Molecule: messenger RNA, 2364 nt
Organism: Ailuropoda melanoleuca (giant panda)
Lineage: Eukaryota; Metazoa; Chordata; Mammalia; Carnivora; Ursidae
Gene: GTPBP10
Product: GTP binding protein 10
Exons: 10
Coding region: 1062-2126 (354 amino acids)
Cellular component (GO): mitochondrion
Molecular function (GO): GTPase activity; magnesium ion binding; GTP binding
Source: RefSeq, a predicted model, not a curated record
GUUAUCCAGAGCUUGGUGCCUGUAGCCCUGAGAGCUCUGGUUCCUCUUCCUCCCUGCUUUCCUCCCCUUUUUCUUUUUUGGGGCCUCUUUCCUGUUUGGUUCUACUGUAGUCGUCUCUUCUUAGCCCUUCCAGAGGUCAGGCUUGGCCCGUGAGGGGUGAGAAGAGUUUAUCUACCUGGUACGGUUUAGGACGGUUGUUUGGGGGGAUAAGGUUUGAGGUUCUUCAGGGGAAUUGUGUGCACGUGGGAUGGGGAGCUGGAGAAACCUGCUUUCCUUUUAGAUAUGCAAUAUGGUAUACAUAGUGGGUAGGGUUGACGUUUAUCUUUGGGCUCAAAUAGUCUGUUUUUCUAAUUUUAGGUAAUAAUAUCCAUAGCCUGUUCCUAUAUAUGUUUUCCUCAAGUGCACUCUUUCAGAGCUUUCUAAAAACUGCUUUUCAUCAGGAAACGGAAAUAAUGUAAUUGGCUUGCCUUCUUGCAGGAAAUUUACGUCAGAUUUUAUGCAGUGCUCAUUUUAGACAUCGUUUCUGUAAAAAUUUACAGUUGCUUCAAAAUUAAAGAAAUCUUAAGGAUCCUCACUAGUAAUGUCUGAAGCUUGCUGGCAUCAUUAAAAAUGACGAGAGUCAGAUACUCAUUUUAAGUUUGGUUUCUAAACCUCUGAAUAUGAUGAAUCUAUGGUAGUAAGAAAUGUGUCACACAUUGAACUGAACUUUAAAAACAGGAACUUUCUUUUUAUUGGAGAGAGAGGCGUGGUUAGUAAUAUUUCCGAAUUGUAACUUUUUUCUGAUUUGUAACUGUGUGUGUGUGUGUGUGUGUGUGUGUGUGUGUGUUUGGAAGUUUUUGUUUUUUCAGUAAGCUCUAUGCCCAAUGUGGGGCUUGAACUCAGGACCCUGAGAUCAGGAGUUGCAUGCUCUACUGACUGAGCCAGCUAGGCACCUGAAAUGAAAUCAUACUUCAUCCAGUUCUCUAUUUUCCAGAACAUAGGCAGUCAAUAGAAGAGACUUGUGAAAGUAUGGAAACUUCAUUGAUAACCUAAGACUCUUCACCAGAGGAGGAAGUGGUGGAAUGGGUUACCCUCGUUUAGGUGGAGAAGGUGGAAAAGGUGGUGACGUCUGGGUUGUAGCCCAUAACAAAAUGACUUUAAAACAACUUAAAGACAAAUAUCCUCAGAAACGGUUUGUGGCUGGAGAAGGAGCAAAUAGUCGAGUUAGUGCGCUGAAAGGGUCUAAAGGAAAAGAUUGUGAAAUUCCUGUACCUGUGGGUAUUUCAGUAACUGAUGAAAAUGGUAAAAUUAUAGGAGAACUCAAUAAAGAGAAAGACAGAAUUUUGGUAGCUGAAGGAGGUCUUGGAGGAAAAUUACUCACUAAUUUCUUACCACUGAAAGGCCAGAAACGAAUCAUUCACCUUGAUCUAAAACUUAUAGCUGAUAUAGGCCUAGUGGGAUUCCCGAAUGCUGGAAAAUCCUCUUUGCUAAGUCAGGUUUCUCAUGCAAAACCUGCAAUUGCAGAUUAUGCAUUUACAACAUUAAAGCCUCAACUUGGAAAGAUUAUGUAUAAUGAUUUCAGACAGAUAUCAGUAGCUGAUCUUCCUGGUUUAAUAGAAGGAGCACAUAUGAACAAAGGGAUGGGCCACAAAUUCCUCAAGCAUGUAGAAAGAACUAGACAACUACUGUUUGUUGUCGAUAUUUCUGGAUUUCAGCUUUCUUCUCAAACUCAAUAUAGAACUGCCUUUGAAACCGUAAUAUUGCUUACAAAAGAAUUGGAGUUGUACAAAGAGGAACUUCAGACAAAACCUGCACUCCUGGCAGUUAAUAAAAUGGACUUGCCAGGUGCUCAGGAUAAAUUCCAGGAACUGAUGCAUCAACUCCAGAAUCCUAAAGAUUUUCUGCAUUUAUUUGAAAAAAACAUGAUUCCAGAGAGGACCAUGGAGUUCCAACAUAUCAUCCCCAUCUCUGCAAUUACAGGAGAAGGAAUUGAUGAAUUAAAGAACUAUAUAAAAACAUCUCUGGAUGAACAUGCCAAUCAGGAUGAUGACACAUAUCAUAAGAAACAGUUGCUUAAUUUACAGAUUUCCAAUACAAUACCUUAUAGUGAGCCACCACCAAAGAAUUCUGUUACUAGCCCCAGAUAGAUGUAAUUUAAAUCUAUUAAAAAUGACACCGAAAUUAUGUGCAUUUUGAAAGUUUUUCCAUGGACAUGUAUUUUUUAGAAGGUUAGUUACUAUUAACCUUCUGCUAUAAAUGCCGUCAUUCAAGAGCCGUACCUUAUUUUGUAGUUAAGUGUAUAGAUAGUAAAAACUGAGACCUAAAAAUGACAAUUUAUAAUUUUAUGGCCAAUCCACUUUAAUAAAUUCCUCUGAUAUUCCUGUA